UCUAUCCUACUCCUAAUCUAACGACACAUUUAACUGACAUAUUCUCCUUGAUUUUCUGUAUGUAUAGUUGCCACCAACGGCUCCUCUUUUCUUGUUUAUGUGUCUCAUUCGAUUCUACUGCUUCUCACAUAGUGGUGGUGUUUCUUCAGCUUCUCUUUUCUUCAUAAGGCAAUUGAUUUUUCCUCAUGAUGCCGAGUGUUAAGUCUGAUGCAUCUGACAAAGACUCAGAACCAUUUGUUGAAGUUGAUCCAACAAGAAGAUAUGGCAGAUACAGUGAACUAUUAGGAUCUGGUGCUGUGAAAAAGGUGUAUAGGGCAUUUGAUCAAGAAGAGGGAAUAGAGGUGGCUUGGAACCAAGUGAAGCUGAGGAACUUCAGUGAUGACCCUGCCAUGCUGGAUAGGCUUUACUCUGAAGUGAGGUUGCUAAGAAGCUUGACCAACAAAAACAUCAUUUCCCUCUACAGUGUUUGGAGGGAUGAGAAGCACAACACCUUGAACUUCAUCACUGAGGUCUGCACCAGUGGGAAUCUGAGGAAGUACAGGAAGAAGCACAGACAUGUGUCCAUGAGGGCCUUGAAAAAGUGGUCCAAGCAGAUAUUGGAAGGAUUGAAUUACUUGCAUUUGCAUGACCCUUGUAUCAUCCACAGAGACCUCAACUGCAGCAAUGUGUUUGUGAAUGGGAAUACUGGCCAGGUUAAGAUUGGCGACUUGGGUUUGGCAGCAAUAGUGGGGAAGAGCCACUCUGCACAUUCAAUUCUUGGGACACCAGAAUUCAUGGCGCCUGAGUUAUAUGAUGAGGACUACACUGAAAUGGUUGACAUAUACUCAUUUGGAAUGUGUGUCUUAGAGAUGGUGACACUAGAGAUUCCAUAUAGCGAGUGUGACAGUGUUGCCAAGAUAUACAAGAAAGUGUCAUCAGGUGUGAGACCACAGGCCUUGAACAAGAUCAAAGAUGCUGAGGUGAAGGCUUUCAUUGAGAGGUGCCUUGCUCAACCAAGGGCUAGACCUUCUGCUGCUGAGUUGCUCAAGGACCCCUUCUUUGAUGUGCUUGAUGGUGACGAAAAUGACGAUUUUAAUGCUCCAUGACUAAAAUUAUCUUAUCUUUAGUUUAUAAGAUAAUAAUGCCACUAUAUUGAUAUAUUGAUGUGUUUUUUAUAAAUGAUUUAUCCCUUUUUUGAGUUGAUAAGUCAAUUGGGGUAGGCUUGAUAAUGACUAUGGUAUUAGGUUUAUUUUUAUCUUUGUUUAGGGUGUGUAAUUGGAUAAGGGUUGAGCAUGGGGUGAAGAAUGAAGAUAUAACAGGGUAAGUGUUUGUUUUGAGAUGUUUUUCAUUCUUCCCCUUUGUGGGGCUGUGAAAUUGGACAAGUGUUGAAGGGUGUUCUUGAUUGGCGAUAUUGUCAUAUUGUACAUUAAAAAUUCUACCAAAGUUUAAUAUUUUUCAGUAAAUGUUAUAAGUGGUCCAGCUUAGUAUCUGUGAUGACAACAACUAAGAAAACGAGUGGCAAAUAAAUUCAGUUUUAGGCUUUUCUAUGUACUA
Glycine soja is the source of this 1533-nucleotide messenger RNA. RefSeq names its product probable serine/threonine-protein kinase WNK11. Gene Ontology annotation, cellular component: cytoplasm. The transcript has 3 exons. Gene Ontology annotation, biological process: intracellular signal transduction; protein phosphorylation. The record is from RefSeq and is a predicted model, not a curated record. Lineage: Eukaryota; Viridiplantae; Streptophyta; Magnoliopsida; Fabales; Fabaceae. Gene Ontology annotation, molecular function: ATP binding; protein serine/threonine kinase activity. The coding region runs from base 186 to 1085 and encodes 299 amino acids.